UAAAAUCAGAGAGCACACUGCACGCAUGAUUACAUAUAAUAAUAAUAUAUAGAAAAACAAAGAAGAUGGAAGCAAAAAAGAUGGUGGUGGCCGUGGAAAAGGAUGAAGAUGAAGAAGUCAUACUGCCGGGGUUUCGGUUUCAUCCCACCGACGAGGAGCUCGUCGGAUUUUACCUCCGACGGAGAGUGGAGAACAAGAGAAUCAGUAUCGAACUCAUCAAACAAGUCGACAUUUACAAACAUGAUCCUUGGGAUCUCCCAAAGAUUGGGACUCAUGUUGGUGACAAGGAAUGGUAUUUCUUCUGCAUCAGAGGGAGGAAAUACAGGAACAGUGUGAGACCUAACCGGGUCACCGGAUCCGGGUUUUGGAAGGCAACCGGAAUAGACAAGCCGGUUUAUUCCACCGGCGGCGAAACCCACCACUGCAUCGGCCUCAAGAAAUCCUUGGUUUACUAUAGAGGCAGUGCCGGAAAAGGAACCAAAACCGAUUGGAUGAUGCAUGAGUUUCGCCUCCCUCCCAAACUUGCUGACAAGAACAACAACAUUUGUCAAGAAGCUGAAGUGUGGACACUGUGUCGAAUCUUCAAGAGGACAACAAAUUACAAGAGAUGCAUGCCAGAUUGGAGGCAGCAAACAAGCAGACAGAGCACGAUUGUGGAGAAUGGAAGCUCCAAGAAUGAAGCAAUAAUGGGGGCAGCCCAGCAGGAGCAAAGGAACCAAUUCUACGCAUCAAAUGAUCAGAUAUCCAUGGCGCUCUCCUCGUACUCAUCCUCGUCCAACACCACAACAUUCUGGAACUCUCCGAAACUACUAGAUAAUAGCCACUUCUUCAUCGGAGAGAAUCCGCAUUGGGAUGAGCUGAAAUCGGUUGUGGAUUUAGCCACUGACCCUCAAAGCUUCUGUUACAGCCAUACGUAGGAACUGAGGGAGGGGAGGUUAAUUGAAUGCUUUGAGUUGGAUUAUUACUUAGUUGAUGAGUCGAGUUUUAUACUGACUAUACUGAACCAAUUUAGUCUUCCCUCUCUUCUAAAAUGGUUUUUUUUUUUUAAUUUAAUUAGGUUUUUUGUGUAAUAAAAAUACUAAGCAUGCAUGUAGUGGUUCUCUUAUAGAUUGAUGAUAUUGAUCUCGAUCUACAGUAGAGUGACAUCAUGUCUUGAUAUUAUCUAUAAAUAAUAUAUAGGACGAUAGAUCAAAUAUUUUAGUUCUCUUGUAUAUAUACAAAGUGUUUAUCUGAUCUCUUGUUAUGAGAA
Messenger RNA from Ipomoea triloba (trilobed morning glory), 1249 nucleotides. Its product is annotated as transcription factor JUNGBRUNNEN 1-like. NCBI's taxonomy places the organism in Eukaryota, Viridiplantae, Streptophyta, Magnoliopsida, Solanales, Convolvulaceae. Gene Ontology annotation, biological process: regulation of DNA-templated transcription. Bases 66 to 917 code for a protein of 283 amino acids. The record is from RefSeq and is a predicted model, not a curated record. The transcript has 3 exons. Gene Ontology annotation, molecular function: DNA binding.